GCACCAGUUGUUGAAGAUAUACUUGAAAACAAAGUCCAUCCAUUUGAAAGUGUGGUAUUUGAGGGAUGGGAUGGGAUUUAUUGUGUUAGAAAGUAAUGGGAAUUGAAAAGAAAAGGGGUGGGUGGGUCCCAAUGUUGGUGAAUGGAAUAGGCUAUAUAAUGAUAGUAGUUGUUCCAUUUGAAAACAAGCAGAAUCCUAGGGUAAUAAAUGGCUUCAAGAAGAAUUCUCAAGGAGCUGAGAGAGUUGCAGAAGGACCCUCCAACAUCAUGUAGUGCAGGUCCAGUGGGUCAAGACAUGUUUCAUUGGCAAGCAACAAUAAUAGGACCAAAUGAAAGCCCCUAUGCUGCUGGUGUUUUCCAAGUUACCAUCCAUUUCCCUCCUGAUUAUCCUUUCAAACCUCCCAAGGUAGCGUUCAGGACAAAAGUAUUUCACCCAAACAUAAACAACAAUGGGAAUAUAUGUUUAGAUAUCCUGAAAGAUCAGUGGAGUCCAGCUCUCACCAUUUCUAAGGUACUUCUUUCAAUAUGUUCAUUGCUAACAGAUCCGAAUCCAGAUGACCCAUUGGUUCCUGAGAUAGCUCAUAUGUAUAAAGCUGAUAGAUCCAAAUACGACUCUAUGGCUCGUACCUGGACCCACAAAUACGCCAUGUGCUGACUUCAAAUAUUAUCAGACCAACCAACCACUUUGUUGUCGUUUACAAUUUCUUUUUAUAUCUACCUACUCAAUUAUAUCUCAAUGCAUUUCUACUCUUCAUUCA
Salvia miltiorrhiza (redroot sage) is the source of this 757-nucleotide messenger RNA. Its product is annotated as ubiquitin-conjugating enzyme E2 10-like. The record is from RefSeq and is a predicted model, not a curated record. Gene Ontology annotation, biological process: protein polyubiquitination. Gene Ontology annotation, cellular component: nucleus. The transcript has 4 exons. Gene Ontology annotation, molecular function: ubiquitin conjugating enzyme activity. Lineage: Eukaryota; Viridiplantae; Streptophyta; Magnoliopsida; Lamiales; Lamiaceae. The coding region runs from base 208 to 654 and encodes 148 amino acids.